GGGUACGCUAUCAGAAUGGAAGGAUUACAGCGGACUUUGACAGGAAUGAUAUCGAAACUUCGCUCACAUCGGAAACAGUUAUACAGAAAGUAAGUGCACAGUCGUAUAAUGUGGUGUACAUUAUAUUACGAAAAUAUUAUUAUAAUUUUUGUCUCAUGUAAUAGUAUUGGUAUAGUUGGUAAUUAAAAAAAAGAGGAUGGAGACAGCAAACAUAUGUAAAAUCAAACCACGUUCCUCUUGUGAAAUCAAACCACGUUCCUCUUGUGAAAUCAAACCACGUUCCUCUUGUGAAAUCAAACCACGUUCCUCUUGUGAAAUCAAACCACGUUCCUCUUGUGAAAUCAAACCACGUUCCUCUUGUGAAAUCAAACCACGUUCGUCUUGUCGUUCUCUCGGAUGCAACAUUUCAGUUGCGUUUUUCUUGUUGUGUUUGUGUUAGUGUUUGUUUGCAUGGUGAAGGCUUCUUGUCGACACGUUCGUUGUUUUCUUGCGUUCAUUUUAUUUGUUCAGGUUUUCUCAUUUCUUGUUGAACAUAUUUCCUGGUAUUCUUGGAAAGGUUACCAUAUCAUGGCAUUUAUCAUCAUAUAUUUCCUAGCAUUUAUCAUCCUAUAUUUCCUAUCAUUUAUCAUCCUAUAUUUCCUAUCAUUUAUCAUCCUAUAUUUCCUAUCAUUUAUCAUCCUGUAUUUCCUAUCAUUUAUCAUCCUAUAUUUCUUAGCAUUUAUCAUCCUAUAUUUCCUAUCACUUAUCAUCCUAUAUUUCCUAUCAUUUAUCAUCCUAUAUUUCCUAGCAUUUAUCAUCCUAUAUUUCCUAGCAUUUAUCAUCCUAUAUUUCCUAUCAUUUAUCAUCCUAUAUUUCCUAGCAUUUAUCCUCUUAUAUUUCCUAGCAUUUAUCAUCCUAUAUUUCCUAGCAUUUAUCAUCCUAUAUUUCCUAGCAUUUAUCAUCCUAUAUUUCCUGGCAUUUAUCAUCCUAUAUUUCCUAGCAUUUAUCAUCCUAUAUUUCCUAGCAUUUAUCAUCCUAUAUUUCCUAGCAUUUAUCAUCCUAUAUUUCCUAGCAUUUAUCAUCCUAUAUUUCCUAGCAUUUAUCAUCCUAUCUAAAAGUGAAAAGGUGUUGGUUUGUUUCUGGCGGUGUCUGUUUGUUCCACAAAGGAUUUUACAUGGAUUGAUGGAUCUUGACCAAACUUAGCAUAUAUAUCCAUCAUUAUCCAGAAGGGACUCUUAAUGGGUUAUAAUAUUUUUAUAACAUUCCGUUUAGGGCCGGGGGCCCCAACUUAUUUUUUUUUCUUAUAUGCGCUUUAUACAUAAAAUUAAUAACAAAUACUCCUACAUACAUUGAUGGAUCUUGACCAAACUUAGUACACAUACACUUAAUUAUCAAUACUCAAAUACCAAAAGGUACUGAACUCAUGAUAUUCAUCCCUCUGGGGCCGGGGCCCCAUUCCAUUUUUUCUUAUAUAAGCUCUAUAAAUACCAAUAGGCUUAAUACUCCUACAGGAAUAGAUGGAUCUUGACCAAACUUAUUAACACAGACACUUAAUCAUCCAUAUUCAAAUACCGAAUGGUGCCGAACUUAUAAUAUCCAUUCCUCAGGGGACUGGGGCCCCAUUUAAUUUUUCCUCACAUAAGCUAUAUAAUUAUCAAUAGGCUUAGACAACACUAUAGGUUCUAUGUGCAUUUUAGGUUAUAGGCAUAGCGUGGUAGCAAUACACUUUUUGUCCGUAUUGAAAUAUCGGUGGAUUUAAAGCUAAGAAAAUCCAAUCUAGAAUUUUCCAGAAAGCUCGAUAAUUUUAAAAAGCUAUAUCUAUGGCAUUUUAAAGUAGAUUUUAAUGGGACAAUUUUAAAUUUUAACUUUAUUAUUUAUCUGGCUGACUUUAUAGGGCCCCCUAUCUCAGGCAUAAGUAUAUCGUUACAGUUAUGGAAUGGGCCCCCGGGGCCCCUCGAUUAACUUAAAAUAAAAAUUAUUAUAAAUAUUGCAUUUGUUGAAGAUUUUUAUCGUAUUUGAAAAAUAAUUAGAUAAGUAAUUUUUACACAUGUUUUGAGCACGUUAUUAAAUUUAAUCUAGAAUAUUCCAGAAAGUUCUGAAUUUUCCAAGGGGUCUGAGAGAUUAUUGAAAUUUUAUGUAAUUCUAUUCAUUUCUAUACUCUCCCGGAGUUUACUGUUCUUUCGGUAACCCUGAGUAAUUUUUUCAUGCGGGAUCCCAAAUGGGUCGGGAUCAAUGUUCCCUCUAAGGUUUGCUGGUUCAUGUGCAAAAUCAUACAAUUGUGUGCAAAGUUUUACAGCAUCAAUUUUUUUGUGUGCAAAAUUUUACAACCCACAAACACAAACGCACAUGGAGAUUUUUCUGCGCGGAUACUCAAAACUGCUGCGCAGCGUCUAUGAGUUAGCUGCGCGGCCGCGCAGCCGCGUAGCUUAAAGUGAACAUUGGUCGGGAUCCCAUCAUAAUCUUUAUCCCAACGGGAACAGGAUCCACCCAGAAAACGGGAUCCCACCGGGAUUGGAUGCUAAACUUGAAUGGAUCCGCCGGGAUCGAGAUCACACCGGAAACGGGACUGCGCCGAGAUCGGUGUUAGAAUGGGAUCGGGGUCCCAAUGGGAUUAGGGGUGACACAUGAGGUCCUAAAGCAAUUUCGGGCCACGCCGGGUAUAUAGGCUAGUAUAUAUAUAUAUAUAUAUAUAUAUAUAUAUAUAUAUAUAUAUAUAUAUAUAUAUAUAUAUAUAUAUAUAUAUACAUAAGUGAACGUUUGUGGAUUUGUUCCACAUACGUUUUCAUAUGGAUUGAUGGAUCUUGACCACUCCUGGCAUAUAUAUCCAAUAUUAUCUGGAAGGAACUCUUGGGGGUUUAUGAACUUUUUAUAACAUUCCAUUUGGGCCCAGGGGCCCCGAAUUCAUUUUUUUUCUUUUAUGAGCUAUGUAAAUAAAAUCACCAAUAAAUACUCCAACAUAAAUAAAUGGAUCUUGACCAAAGCUAGUACAAAUACACUUGAUUAUCCUUAUUCAAAUACGGAAGGGAAAUGAACUCAUAAUAUCCACUCCUUUGGCGCCAGGGACCCCAUUUAAUUUUUCCUAAUAUAAGCUAUAUAAACAUCAAUAGACUUAGACAACGCUAUAGGUUCUUUGUCAAUUGAUGGAUCUUCUUCUUCUUCUAUAUCUUAAGGGCCCACGAUCAAUUUAUUGAUCAUUUUGGCUCCUAUGCAUGUAGAUGGGAUUUGCAAUGUUUCUGUUACUGGUGGUGAUGAGGAAAUUAUGCACUAGGGUCCCUGAUUGUCUUGGGCAGGAAUGAGCUGCUCCUAUACUGGCUUCUUGCUGGUAUGAGCCUGAAUUGCCUGUCAUGGCCUCGUCGCUGUCUAUGGGGGAGAGGGACGAGUUUCUGUUUAAUACUGGAUCUAGGCCUAGCUUUACAGCAAUACACCGCUAAAUCAAUAAUAAAAUAUUGUGGAUUUAAAAUUUAAAAAAUAUCCAAUUCAUUCAUAGCCGGUCUAGAAUUUUCUAGAAAUUUUGACAAUAUAAAAGAGCUAUAUCUAUAACAUUUUUAAACCGAUUUUAAUGUGACAACCUUUAAACGUAUUAUUUAUCUGAGUGAUUUUAUAGCACCCCCACCCCCACCCCCCAUCCUCCCGGAUCUCAGACAAAACUAAAUCGGUACAAUUAUGGAAUGGGUCCCUUCCGAGCCCCUCUUUCAAUUUAAAUGUACUAGAGUUAUAGUAAUAUAAUAAAUUUUAUAAGUUUUCGUAUUCGAAAAAUAAUUACCUAGAAAUGUAAUUUUUAAACGUGUCAAGGAGUAUAUUAAAUUUAAUCUAGAAUGUUCCAGAACGUUCUAAAUGGUUCUACAGGGAUAUAUAAUGGGAUCUAAAAGCCUACUGAAAUGUUAAGGAAACGUGAUGUCAUCGGAGUUGAGGUUCCCGUCGUGAAACGGGAUCCAACCAGAAAAUAGGAUCCCUCGGGAUCGGGAUCCCACCGGUAUCAGAAUCCCACCGGGACCGGGAUCCUAUUGUUAAACGGGAUUCCACUGGGAUUGGGAUCCUACCGGGAUCGGGAUCUUACCGGGAUCCGGAUCCUACCGGGAUCGGGAUCCUACCUGGAUCGGGAUCCUACCGAGAUUGGGAUCCUACCGGGAUCGGGAUCCCACCGGGAAACGGGAUACUGACUGGAUCGGGAUUGGGGUACUGACUCGAUCGAGAAACUGCCUUUCUCGAUAAACACAUAUCUCACAUUUGUCGUUCAGCAUACACCACUAUCCGCCAGAUCAGCUCCAUACGCCACUACCUCACAGUUAGCGCUACAAAAACUCUAGUCUGUGCUCUUGUUCUGUCUCGUCUUGACUAUUGCAACUCUCUUCUGUCAGGUGCACCAAAACACUGCAUAGAAAAACUGCAGAAAGUUCAAAACUCAGCUGCUAGGCUAGUUUUUUAAAGGCCAAAAAAAAACGUGAUCACGUAACUCCACUACUCCAUUCCCUUCAGUGGCUACCUAUACAGGCACGCAUUGGCUACAAGUUGUCUGUUCUCUGUCACAACUUUUUCUUUGAUUUCUGCCCUUCAUAUCUAACCGAACUUAUUUCUGUCUAUUCACCCCUUCGACAGCUUCGCUCCUCUGCAGACACGCGUAUUCUGUCCGUUCCAAAGACACACACUAAAACAUAUGGGGAACGAUCUUUCUCUUUCUGCGCCCCCAAACAAUGGAAUUCUUUGCCACUACACAUACGCAAUAUACCAACCACCCAGGCCUUCAAAACUGCACUCGAAACACAUCUUUUUAAAUUAUACUACCCUGACUGAUUCCCCUCCUCUGACCGAUAAACGAUCUUGCUGGCUGCCGUCCAUGGUUUGCCUUGUAAAAGUUAUGUGGUGGGGUGGGUGAAUAUACAUUGCUGUUCUUUAUUUCAUAAAUGUAUUUUGUUUAAAUGUCAUGAUUAUGUCUCUUUUGAUAACAUUUUUAAGUACAGCGCGGUGAGCCCAGCCCUAGGCUGGGGUACCGCGCUAUAUAAGACCCCUUAUUAUUAUUAUUAGUUAUUAGUAUUCCACCGGGGUCAAGAUCCAAAUGGGAAACUGGAUCCCACCGAAAAACGGGAUCUAGACUGGAUCGGGAUUAGGUUCCUAUCAUGAAUACUCCGGGAAGCGGGAUGCCAUCGGAAAACGGGAUCCCUUUGUGAUCCCAUCGGGGAACGAAAGGUUUACACAAGUUAUUUCAUUUGUUUUUAUAAGAGACAAAUUAAUUAUUAUUUUUUAUUUACUACAGCUGUGUGUAUAUUUUUUUAAACAUUUCGCUUAAUUUCAAUGUGAAUAAAAAGGCUGGAGUAGGUGUUUUUUUGCGAAUGCAAUCCCGUGCAACGCUGGGUAUAAUGGCUAGUGUUUAAUGAUGAGACACAAAGUUAGGAAAUAUUUUGAACAAGUGAAUUGAUAACUGUAAACAAACUGUUUGCAACAAAGUAAAUUGACACCUAGCUGUGCUAUAAUAAUAUAAUUAUAUAAAUAAAUUAAAUGAACAGCUGUCUAUACUACUACACUGUUACCAUCUGUACAAAAUUUAGGUUGGUGUUGUGACAUUUGUGAUGUUUCGAUAAAGGAUACUUUUAUUUAGAAUAGUGAUAGGACAAACAAGGAAUGUGAUAGGACAAACAAGGAAUGUGAUGGACAAACAAGGAAUGUGAUAGGACAAACAAGGAAUGUGAUAGGACAAACAAGGAAUGUGAUAGGACAAACAAGGAAUGUGAUAAGACAAACAACAGAAGAAGAAAGAUACCCUCACGGUGAAAGGGAAACAACUUUUACCAGAAAAGAUAUCUACCCCUAUUAAAAGAAAGUAAUGAAUGAUUGGGCAGGGUAUGAAUGGGAGGUAAUCCUGUGAAAGAUCGGCUUAUGGGAAGUUUGGCGGUGGUUUUGUUGCCCUUUUAUAGAUUGGCUCGAUUGCUUUGUUCCUUGGAUGGCUAUACCGCUGCCAUCUUGGACUGGUGGGCUUAGUUUGACAAUAAUUGAACACAACUGAAUGUGUCUUGAUGGUGGGCUCGUCCUGAUAAAGCUGGUUUUAUUAUGAGUUCAACGAGUUUAAACUUGCCUUCAAUACUUUUGUUUUGAAUUGAGUCUAUCAUUUCCGGUAGUUGUCGCAGCAGAUGUUAUUUAUCACCACGUAUUGUGUUUUCAUCUUCUAUGAUAUUAUUUACAAGAAAUUAAAUGUAAUAAAAAAGAAAUUUAAAUUAAUAACUUUAAAAAACUUACAUCACAAAUAAACAAAAACAAACAAAUGAAAUGCUUGAAUAGCUUGAACACCAUAAGUAUAAUAAUUUAUUAAUAGUUAUUUCCAUUGAUUUAUACUUAUGAUCUGCUCUUGUCUGCCCACAGAUCUGUCUUUGUCUGUGUCGUCAUGUUUAUCUUCAUGGCGGGAACCUUCAGUAUGACAGCCAGACUUCCACCAGCAAGAGAAUCCUAUUCCCCCUACGAAAACACGAAAUCCUACGUCAUCAAAAUAAGAAACGCCGCACCAUUUCCGGUGUGGGUGGAUUUGAUGACCGUCGACUCCAUUGAAGGUCGCGACAUCGCAGACGACACGAAUAUUUUAAAAAAUGUCGCCCAUGACGAGGCUCUGGACAUGAAACCUGGCGACUUCUAUCACGUGGACGAUGUUCAGGUUGUCAACAACGCCGACCUUAACCUUCGUUACGAGGACCUAAGUCUGGUCCACCAGCCUAAAGUUCGUCUGGCGCACGGCCAGGUUAGGCUCAGGAUGAAAUCAAGCUUGGACGCCCAGAGCCAACAAUUACAGGCUCACGGUCAGACAGAGAGCAGACUUGUGAGACAGACCGAAAGUGGGUCAGACAGAAGACUCGUAAGACACAAACGAAGUCUUGAGAACAGUAUUAGAAGCAAUGUACGGACUGGAAGUGAUGAGACAGGAUUUCAUCGAAACAAAGAUGUGGAAAGUGUGCUAGGAAAUAGGAAUUCUAUGGGUCAUCCGGCAGAUGGCGACGACAAUCGCCACAUGAGAUCAAGAGGGAGCCCGAGUGUCAACAAAGACAGUGACAUGCACAAAGAUCAAAACAACAAAGAAGUGCAACACGCCGUGACCAACACCCAAGAAAUAAUCCGUAGUUACGGAGCACACAAAAACAUGAGUCGAAGGUUGUGGCAUUUUCAUAAGAAAAAUAACCAAUCAGAAAUCUCCCCCGCGACCCACCAACCCGAGAUAUUUCAAGGAAUCACCGCCACAGUCAAGCCACAGAGAACCUCGGAGCACUACGAUGUGGUCUUCAUCAAGGUCCACAAAGCCGCCAGCACGACGGUCCACAACGUCAUGAUGCGGUUCGCCUUGUCCCGUCAACUCGACGUCAUGCUGCCCAAGCGGUCCAACAUCAUCACGGAGAUGGGAUCGCUAAUCAACCCGGAUGAUAUCCUCCCGUCACCCCCAAACCUUAAGUUCAACAUGAUCUGUAACCACAUUGUCUACAACCGCGGCCAGAUCUCCAACUUCAUGAAAUCUCCUGACCGAACCGUUUACAUUGGGAUCGUACGAGAACCUUUCGAACAAUUCGUUUCGGCGUUUUAUUACUACCUGAACACAUUCCAGAGACCACUUUUGGUCCAGAUCGCCAUGGAUCACCCAAGGAACCCCAUCCGUGGGUUCCUGGAUAACCCGUUGAAGUACGUUGACGUACCCAAGUACGAUUAUGGCGUGACCUACAUCAACAACCGGAUGUCGACAGACUUCGGCUUCCCCAUGUGGAAUCUGGAGACGGACAAACAUCGAGACGACUUCAUCAAGAAAUUUCUCAAGGACACCGCGGAGAACUUUGACCUCGUCCUAGUGGUGGACAUGUUUGAGGAAUCCCUUGUCAUGAUGCGGCGUCUUCUCCGGUGGAAGGUCAAGGACAUUCUUUACAUCCGGGCCAACACGAAAUCUGAAGCGGAGAAGGCGCAGAACUUACAUUUUCCUUGGAAGACGAACGUCCAGUUUUCAGUGGAUGAUGUCAAGAACCACAGGCUCUACUCUCCGGUCGACCAUGCCCUCUACGAUUAUUUUAAAGCUCUCCUGGUUGAGAAAAUUAAAAACCAGCCUCCAGACUUCACGGGGGAGGUAAAAAUGCUGAAAGUCCUCCUAAAGGACGUGGCGUCUUUUUGCGAAACUUUGGAAGAAGAGAGUUUAGAUCUGCAGGAAACAGAGUUACUCGUCCCUGGUAACCAAUGGACGGAUGGUUUCAAAGUAAGCUCCCAGGACUGCAGGCUGUUGAAACUCAGCGAACUGGACAUGAUAGAUUUGGCGCGCAGAACACAGGAAAAAAAAUACAAUUCCUGAAAUGAGACAGUUUAUUAUAGAUAAAAUACUGAAAGUAAACACGUGAAAUUCAUUAGCCCUGAAACAAACUAUGCAGUGCAUAAUUGAUCUAAGCAUAAGAAUGUCUUUGAUACCACAAUUCUUAUAAGAAAUGACCCUUCGAGCUGGACUCGACAUUUGUUGGUGACAAAUAUCACGUGGGUUUCGACAUUGACAGAACCCAAUGAUUUUGAUUGGUUAAUUCUGUCCUAACAUUAUCCAUCAUUAACUGCCAUAAUGGUCAAGCUGAAAACUGUUGACCACUGGUGUUCCUAUUACAAACAAUUUUUUACAGCUGCCUGCUCGCUGGUUGAGCCCGGCACAAUUUAGUAUUGCAUAUUAUUCGCUAUGUCAAGAUAUUAUAAGGUAUUUUUGAGUUAACGUCCUCCAUGCUACGAACUGUAAUAAGAGAAAAUAUCUCAUAACAUGCACUCUUGCAACCCUACACCAAUCACACUACUGUGUUCCACAGCCCCAGCCCCAGCCUGUUCAGCGUCCCCCAAAACGGGUCUGAUCUACAGAAUGGCCUAUAGACAGAUGGCAUCACCUACAAAUUGCUUCACCUACAUAAGGGCCCACCCGCAGAAAGUUCCACUUACAAAAUGUCCCAAUUACAGAAGGCCCACCUACAAAAUUCACAACCUAUAAAUGCCCAACCUAUAGAAGUUUCCGAUUUCAGAGCAGCCUACCUACAGAAAGCCAUUAUACUUAUGGUCUCACCUACAGAAAGCCCACCUACAGAUGGCCCCACCUACAGCAGACCACACCUAAACAAAGGGCCCCUUCUCAUCCCAAAUGCCAAUGACAACAUAUCCGAAAAUGCCAAUGACAACUUAUCCCAAAUGUCAUAUGUUAAAAAGAAACAUGAGAAGCUUAAAGUCACAAAUUUAAUAAUAUGAAAACAAUAUAUUUAACGACGACCCGAAUAUCAACCUGAUCCCCAGCCCUUUCCACUGCACAUUCCAAUCUACCAAAGCCAUUCCGCUCUGUUCCCUCUCUAGCAUCAACUCGUUCUAUUUUUAAAUCUCAGUAUUGACCUUGACCUCACAGGCAUGCUAUGUUCUAAGUCUUAUUGCAAUGCUCACUGUACAUAUAUUUUAUUUUAGAAAUUCACAUAGGCUGAACUGAAAGUGAAAAUGCACAAUUAUCCUUUUGUGACACGAAUAGCUCCAUUUGGCUGGCCAGUGAAGAUAUUUCAGUUUCGAGCUCUUUAAGGAAUUGGUUUUUUUAUUACAAACGACUUCUUUCCCUUGAGGCAAAGGAUGACUUGAAAACGGUAAUUGAUCCUACCAAAGUAUGACUUGAAAACGGUAAUUGAUCCUACCAAAGUAUGACUUGAAAACGGUAAUUGAUCCUACCAAAGGAUGACUUGAAAACAGUAAUUGAUCCUACCAAAGUAUGACUUGAAAACGGUAAUUGAUCCUACCAAAGUAUGACUUGAAAACGGUAAUUGAUCCUACCAAAGGAUGACUUGAAAACGGUAAUUGAUCCUACCAGAGGAUGACGUAGACAGGAAUGCGGAUCAAUUGUGUCAGUGUAGUUGUUAGAGUCAUAGCAAUGAAUCUCUUUCAUUUUAAGUUUCAAGUCAAGAAAGUAACAUUGAUUUUUUAUUAAAAAAAUCUUGAGUGAUGAUUUAGAAAUAUUUCAGAAAAUGAUUUUGUAGUGAUCCUCAAAACAAAUGGCAACCUUAAUCCCCAAUGUAGCACAGUCCGAGCCGAAAGUCCAACCAACUCUCAAGUGGAAUGUUUUAUCAUAAAGUCCAACCAACUCUCAAGUGUAAUGUUUUAUCAUAAAGUCCAACCAACUCUCAAGUGGAAUGUUUUAUCAUAAAGUCCAACCAACUCUCAAGUGUUUUAAUGUUUUAUCAUAAAGUCCAACCAACUCUCAAGUG
Molecule: messenger RNA, 10187 nt
Organism: Lymnaea stagnalis (great pond snail)
Lineage: Eukaryota; Metazoa; Mollusca; Gastropoda; Lymnaeidae
Source: the annotation of a GenBank genome assembly